AGUACGUCACAGCAUCUAUUUAAGCUUGUUUCACUUUCAUCCGUCAUUUAGACUGAAUGCGCCACAAUUAAGAGGUUAAAGGCAGUACGUAAGUGUUCCGACAAAGCUGCAGAUUCUUAACUGAAAUGGGUAAGAAGAAACAACGGAAUUUCCCACCCCAGAUCAUAGACGCCUCAUCUUUAACGAAGAAACUUCGUGAUUUCUCCGUAAAAUAUGUGAAGAUUCCUGAAGAAAACAGUACUCGUGCCAAGACGCUGGUCAAAGACUACAUUAAAGGCCAGAUCAUAGCGUACUGUCAAGAAAAUUCCAUUAUUGAGAUACAAAAAGAAUUGGAGUAUACUGGCAGCUUUUACGAGGGUUUGAAGACUGAGGAUGCUGAUGAGGCCGACAUCAUGGUAAUACUGAAAACACCAAGUACAGGGAUAGAGGUCAUCCAAUCCAAAUUUCCAGGGUACGUCCGUCUCAGAGCAAGAAAUGCCCAAAUGUUCAAGAAGUAUUUAAGUCCAGAAGGCUACAUUAAUGCCAAGAAGCUGCGAAAUAGCUGGUUUCAAAGCCUUGUUCGCCGGGCGGUGAAUAACAUUAAACCAAGAUCUCCAUACUCUGAGGUUCGUCUGGUCAUGCGUAGCCACGGACCAGCUGUCCAAGUGGACAUUUUCAGGAAAGAAUCUGACGAGAAGCUUUUAUCGGUUGAUCUCGUCCCUAGCUUCCAAGUUGAGGAGAGCUGGUAUGUGCCGAAGCCUUUUAAAGGGAAGCGAUAUGCGUCCAAUGAUGAGUUUCUUUGGAGAAAGACAUUUUCACCAAAGGAGAAGCAACUGCUAGUGUCUAUGGACAAGAAAGACCAAGGUUGUAGGCACGAGCUCCUUCGAAUCGUGAAGACCAUUGUCAAGAGGCCGGUGACAUCUUUACCACUGGAUUCAUACCAUUUGAAGACCGCCUUCAUGCACUUCAUGGAAAGGGGAGACCUGGAUUGGAAGAGUGGGGACGCGUUAGGGCAAAAUUUCUUUGAGUUUCUUAAAGAAUUACAGAGUCAUAUGGCGAGCAGAAAUCUUCCUCACUAUUGGUUGCAUGAUGUAAACGUUCUGGAUGAUUUCAAGGAAGAGGUUGUCCAGCAGAUGGCAAAUCGUUUAAGAAGGAUCCUCCACAGCGAAGUAAGGCUGAACAAGAUACUCAAAUAGCCUUCGUGACUCUACCUGUCUCUCUCGUACAAUCAAAGCUAUCUAUCAUUUCAUUGAACUUUCGACGGUCGAUUUUGGAAAAAGCUUGACACGCGAAGGGUAACAAAAAAGAAAGAAUAUCAACAGCAGCUUGGUCUUACUUCACUUUUCAUCUUUAAGAAAACAAAGACAUGGAAGACACCCGCUAUAGUUUGUUUUUUUUCUGUUACAAUAAAGUUGUUAUGCUCUCCUUUAGUCGAAAAGCUACUUACUCAUGACUAAGUAACGCAUAAUCUUCUGGUAAAAAUUCGGAAAAAAGGGCAAGAUAUAGUAGGUAACACUGAUCUAAUAUCUGAGGAAUUUGACAGCUAAAGAUUUGGCUUUAUCGGCUGUUGGUGGUGAACAUGACGGUUUAAGGUUAAUAGGUUGGUUAUUUGACGGUAGACAGUUGCUCCUAAGCAUUAAGCAAAAAAAUGGAAAAUAAACAAACAAAAAAAUGACU
This is a messenger RNA of Pocillopora verrucosa, 1656 nucleotides long. The record is from RefSeq and is a predicted model, not a curated record. NCBI's taxonomy places the organism in Eukaryota, Metazoa, Cnidaria, Anthozoa, Scleractinia, Pocilloporidae.